AUGAUGGAAUCGAUCCUCAAGGUAGCCAUCCGUGGCCUACAGAUCCUCUGGGUCCUGCUCGUCACAGCGCUGAUCGGCAAUGUCAUUGCCCUGAACAUCAACGGUGCUGGCUCAGCCAUGGCCGCCAUCAACUUCACCAUGUUCGUCGCUGUCGUCUGCUGGCUCGCUGCUCUCUACGGUCUGGCUACCGCAUUCAUCACGGGCCUUGCCAUUCCUCUCGUCAUGCUGGCACUCGACGGCGCCGCUCUGCUCUUCACUUUCAUCGACAGCAUCGUGUUGUCUGCCAAGCUGCGCGUUGUCAACUGCGGUUCGCUCGACGGCCGCGACCAUCCUGGUGACUACAUCGUCUGGGGCUCGGCCAACGACGAGAAGCGCUGCCGUGAGAUCCAGGCCAGCACAGUCUUCAUGUGGUUCCUGUUCGCCAGCUUCUGCGCAGGAGCCUUCUUCACCUUCAUGGACUUCCGCCGGGGCGGUGGUGGCUCCAUCCGCAGCUCAAGACCCUCAAUGGCCCAGGUCGGCGCUUAA
Molecule: messenger RNA, 525 nt
Organism: Colletotrichum karsti
Lineage: Eukaryota; Fungi; Ascomycota; Sordariomycetes; Glomerellales; Glomerellaceae
Product: non-classical export protein
Exons: 1
Coding region: 1-525 (174 amino acids)
Biological process (GO): protein localization to plasma membrane; eisosome assembly
Cellular component (GO): plasma membrane; eisosome
Source: RefSeq, a predicted model, not a curated record